AAGUCUUGUAAUAAUUAAGCAUCGCGAUCCUUCUACCAGCUGGCCGAGGGCUAUCCGACGAAAUAAAAAUUAUCUUCUAGAACUUCGACAAGAUUUAUUAAAAAACUAAGCCUUAGAGAGGGACGUCUCUUGGAUCAAACAACUGUGAUCUAAGGUAGCUGCUCCCGUUCAUAAACUCAGGUUGUUAUGGAAGCUGUUUUGAACUACAAAACUGAUGACUUGGAGGAUUACUACGGGUUAUUAGGAUGUGAUGAACUAUCGACGACUGAACAGAUUCUCAGUGAAUACAAGAUUCGAGCCUUGGCAUGUCAUCCAGACAAAAACCUGCAAAACCCAGGAGCAGUGGCAGAUUUCCAAAAGCUACAGGAAGCAAAGGAUGUUUUGUGCAAUCAAACCAAAAGAAAAAACUAUGACCUUUGGAAAAUAAGUGGUAUUACUGUUUCAUUUCACAACUGGUGUGCCUUAAAUGACUCUGUAAAAACGUCAGUACACUGGGCUGUGAGAGAUAGGAAGGAACCAAUGUUGGAGGCCUCAAAAGCACAAGUCCCAGGCUCUGCCCAAUCAGCAAGGACCUCUUUAUGUGAUGCCUUACCAUCUUCAAGUGAUUACUGCCAUCAACUUUGGCGUUUGGUUCCUGACUCAUCUACCAGUCUGCUGCAGAGGUUUAGAAAUUAUGAAAUAUAACCAAAUGACCUCUGAACAAGCACAAAUUUGACAGUUUAAUGUUAGUAAAUGUUAAUGAUUUUGUUAUUUGUUACCUAUUGGUUAUGUGUGUUGUCAUUACUAAUACUGAAGUACCUUAAAUGGUGAAUUUUGGGCAAGUUCAUAAUAUUGGGAAAACAUUAUUUUGAAUAAAUUUAUAAUUUAAUGUCUACAAUGUCUUCUACAUGGAAACAAAAAAUGCCUCUGCAAUUAUGAGUUUAAUGUGAAAAAGAUUAACUGUUUCAAUGGGCAUCAACAAAUAUCAAAUUGUGAAAAUUGUAGUGGAAAAAUAUUUAAUGCUGUGUAUUACUUAAUACUUUAUGAUUUGUGUGUUUCCACUGUUCAAUGUGACUCAGCAUGAUCCUCUCUACUGAAUAACAUAGUUUCCCUAAUCAAAGUACAUUGACAAGAAACCCCUGUAAAUUAACACAGAUGUACCCUAGCAAGGUACAAAGUCCAUCUUCUACUACUAUGUGGCAUAAGAUAUGUAAACAUAACCCUGUGCCUACGUGACUGUCUAGUAUGUGUGUAUGUGACUGGUAAGGUAUUAAACCUCUGGAUGGAGACAGAAGAGGGAAGCAGACUCCUGAACCUUAUUUUGUUGUGACUUUGUCUGUUCGAUUGUAGUUUUGCUGAUCAGAUUUUGAUUAAUUAUCUGUUUGAUUAACUUUCAUUACAAUAAAUUACUUUAAAUAUA
Molecule: messenger RNA, 1399 nt
Organism: Labrus bergylta (ballan wrasse)
Lineage: Eukaryota; Metazoa; Chordata; Actinopteri; Labriformes; Labridae
Gene: dnajc12
Product: DnaJ (Hsp40) homolog, subfamily C, member 12
Cellular component (GO): cytoplasm
Source: RefSeq, a predicted model, not a curated record